Anolis carolinensis (green anole) is the source of this 1763-nucleotide messenger RNA. RefSeq names its product serine palmitoyltransferase small subunit B-like. The coding region runs from base 684 to 926 and encodes 80 amino acids. The record is from RefSeq and is a predicted model, not a curated record. Gene Ontology annotation, molecular function: serine C-palmitoyltransferase activity. Gene Ontology annotation, cellular component: serine palmitoyltransferase complex. The transcript has a single exon. NCBI's taxonomy places the organism in Eukaryota, Metazoa, Chordata, Lepidosauria, Squamata, Anolidae. Gene Ontology annotation, biological process: ceramide biosynthetic process; endoplasmic reticulum organization.
GCUCGUUUGAAUGAAGUUCAGGAGACUUGGCCACGGAAAUCCACUGGGUGACCUUUGUUCAGAGAAAGAGAAUAACAUACUUCCUUUGAAUGCAUGACAAGAAAACGCUAUUAGUCACCAUAUGAUGGAAAUGACUUGAAGGCACCAAAAGGGAAUGACUUGAAGGCACAAAACAGCAGCAAUGUUAACUAGGCACUUAAAAAAUUAACAAUGAAGGUACUUUUUUAAAAAUAACAUUACAAGGUGCUAGUGAUUCCUUAUCAGAAUCAGGGACAGCAAACAAGAUGGCUUGAACCUGGCCUCUUUUGUGUCCCUUUCCAGCUACUGGCAGAGCUCUACAGAAGCUGACAGCUGGUUUAAAAACAGCAAACCUGUGUAACUUGCUACUUUGAGGACCUUCAAAAUAAGUAUCCAAACGAAGUAAAAUUUCACUGCCCUCCUAUAUCAUCUGUGUUUAUGUAUCUCUGGGGUGCAAGGGAUUAACAUUAAAUCAAAAUGAAACACUCCUCUUUUUUCUGCAAACCAUCUCUUGUAAGUAGGGCAAUAUAUUUGCAUUAUAAAGAACACAGGUAACUUUGAUCUUCAAGAUUAACUCUGACAGGUUAUUGUUAUUUCCUUCCUGCAUCUUUAUUAUCUGUCUUCUAUUAACAGGUUAAAUUUCCUGAAUCCUCUGCAAGUCAGCAAUGGAUCUGAAGCGAAUAAAAGACUCCAUUCAUUUCUGGUAUUUUCAGUAUCUCCUGGUCACCUGCUGCUAUGGCCUACUGCCCUGGGAACAAUGUGUCAUCAACAGCAUUAUAUUUAUUGUGGUGGCCAUGGUGGUCUACACUGCUUAUGUCUUCAUUCCCAUCCAUAUCCGCCUGGCUUUUGAGUUUCUCUCUCAGAUGUUUGGAAGCCAGCCUGAGAGUAUGGCAUCACUUAUAAACUGAAUCUGCCAUUUUUGCACAGAUAAUGAAAUACAGUCUUGCACUUCUCUUGUCUUUCCCAACUAUGCCAAUGUCUGUUUUUAAUCUGUUUCAAAGUUUUGGGUAUCUGAGCACAUGAGUACAUCUCCUUUUACUAAUCUAGGUUACAAUUCCACUGCUUCUGGCUAAUGCUCACUGAAAUGUCUGAAACUUCUGUUCUCUUGAAGUGACAUGGUCCCACUGGGAUAUGCUGCUCUGCUAAACCUCAUCCCGUGAAUUGCAGUUGUAUGCGGCAGAUCUCCCACAAGAAUGAACUCUUUGUUUUUCAUAAUAACUUGUGAAUCUAUUUCCUUACCAUUUGAGGAUACUAAGGAUUUCAUCACAUUGAGGUUCUGAAGCUGAGUGACAGCAGGGAAAUCCAUGGGACAGCGGAGGAAACAAUUGCUCUGCAUCCUGCAUCACCUUCAUUGCCCCCCUCCCAUCAUAUGGGGGAAACCUUUGCUGCUCAGCUUCCCUCUACACUGUCACCUGCUUACUCAGUCAGAACACAGGCAGUCACUCGUGUUCUGAAUUCUUCCUCCCUACGUCACCUGAUGGGCUCCGGCAGGCUCCAUACUGGCUCCAUGUUGAAAGCAUCCUAUGACAGGACAAAAGCCUGAUUUGAUGAAGUCCUAAGUCUGGUUGAAGCAUAAAUACCUUUCACAGUACUGUUUUGCACAUGGAAUAAUUUUGAGGAUUCUUUUAAAACAAUUUCUAGCAAUGCACAAAUCUGUCACCAUACUUUUGAAAGGGGAAACUUUGGAAACAUGUUUAAAAAAUAAAUGUACAUAAACUUUUAUCCUCUUGUGAUGUCAUUCUCAC